Messenger RNA from Chenopodium quinoa (quinoa), 1915 nucleotides. Its product is annotated as sucrose-phosphatase 2-like. Bases 340 to 1608 code for a protein of 422 amino acids. The transcript is spliced from 9 exons. The record is from RefSeq and is a predicted model, not a curated record. NCBI's taxonomy places the organism in Eukaryota, Viridiplantae, Streptophyta, Magnoliopsida, Caryophyllales, Amaranthaceae. Gene Ontology annotation, molecular function: sucrose-phosphate phosphatase activity; magnesium ion binding. Gene Ontology annotation, biological process: sucrose biosynthetic process.
AGCUAACGUGGACAGUCCGGUGGGAAUUAAAAAAAGAUUGGUUGUAUUUUGAAAAUUGCGUGUUUUCCCAACAUUAUUUGGAGAAGGAAAGGCUUGAAAAUGUUACCUAAUUGAGAUAUUUUACUGAUUUAUUUACAGAAAUGUUAUUAGACAUAUGAUUUUUUUUUUUUUAAAGCCUCCAUACGUACGUAAAUGCUCCGUGAUAAUUAGGAUUCCUUUUGUUAUAGUCGGUGCUUGAGAAAUUUUUUGGCAUUUUACUCUGAAGACAGAGAGAUUCAAGCUCCUCAUAAAACUGAGACAGACUUGUUAAUAAGUUGGAAUUAUACGGGGCAUGAUACUAUGGAUCGCCUAGACAAUGCAGCACGCGUUAUGCUAGUUUCAGAUCUUGACUACACAAUGGUUGAUCAUAAUGAUUCUGAGAAUAAUGCUCUCUUAAGGUUCAAUGCACUGUGGGAAGCAUAUUUUCGCCAUGAUUCCCUACUGGUGUUUUCUACGGGGCGAUCACCUAUUAGCUACAAAGAGUUGAGGAAUGAAAAACCCUUGCUUACUCCAGAUAUAACUGUUAUGUCUGUGGGAACUGAGAUUGCUUAUGGGGAUUCUUUCGUGCCUGAUGUUGAUUGGGAACAAUCUCUCAAUCACAAGUGGGAUCGAAAGAUUGUGACAGAAGAAACUGAUAAGUUUUCCGAACUUGUGCUUCAGUCUGAAACUGAGCAGCGGCCUCACAAGGUUAGCUUCUUCGUGGACAAGGCCAAGGCGUCCAAAGUGAUUGAGGUUCUUGAAGCACGCCUAGUAGAAAGAGGGGUAAAAUUUUCUGACAUCAAAAUUAUCUAUAGUGGCGGGGUUGCUCUGGAUGUGUUGCCAAGAGGAGCUGGCAAAGGACAGGCUCUCUCAUACCUAACGAAUAAAUUUGAUGGUAAAACUCCUAGGAACACUCUUGUAUGUGGUGAUUCGGGAAAUGAUGCCGAGCUGUUCAGUGUUCCAGGAGUUUAUGGUGUCAUGGUCAGUAAUGCACAAGAAGAGUUAUUGCAAUGGCAUGCAUUAAAUUUGAAAAACAACCAGAAUAUACUUCAUUCCUCUGAAAGAUGUGCUGCUGGUAUCAUACAAGCCAUUGGCCAUUUUGAUCUAGGGCCUUGUAUAUCACCAAGGGAUAAGAUGGACUCUUUGGAAUACUCAAAGCAAAAUAUGAAUCCGGGAUUUGAAGUUGUUAAUAUGUAUCUGGCUUGUGAGAAAUGGCAACGUGGAGAAGUUGACAAGUCUGAGAAAUUUAUUCAGAACUUGAAGUCAAAUUUUCUUUCAUCAGGGGUCUUUGUCCAUGCUUCUGGAGUAGAGAAACCUCUCUAUGACUGCUUAGAUGCAUUGGAGAAGUCUUAUGGACAUAUGCAAGGUCGCCGAUUUACGGUGUGGGUUGAUCGAGUUUCUUCUGCUCAGAUUGGUUCUGAUACUUGGCUUGUGAAAUUCGACAAGUGGGAAUUGUCAGGUAAGGAGUGCCGUUGCUGUUUAACAACAGUUUUACUGAACUUAAAGCCCAAAGGAUUCACUUGGAUGCAUGUACACCAGACAUGGAUGAACGGAAGCACGUUAGAAACUGAAAGGGUGUGGCUGUUCUAGAACCUUGACUAAGAAGGUCGAAGUAUACCUAAAAGAAGGAAUGACAAUUACUAUUGGAGGUUGUUCGUUCAUGGGUAGAACCGUAGAAGUGCUAAAUAUCUGGGGAAAAUAACUAACUUCUCCUUGCUUCUCUUCCAGGAAUGGAUAUGGAGUUAUAAGUUUCAUAAAACCAUGUAAGUUACAGAUACAAUGGUGCUGAUAAGGGAGACAAAUUAAACGUCCCUGUACACUGCUUGCUGUUAUAGAUAAAGGGUUUGGUUAGAGCAGUGUAUGCAUUUUUAAUCACAUGAAUGCAAUUUAUACACAA